AUGCCCAAGCCCGGCAAGCCUUCAAGAAACCAGGACUCAGUCGUCUACGCACGUGAGCAGCAGAUGCUGCUCCCAAUGGGGGCGCACGCGGGAAUGCACGCGACAGCCAGGUUGUCUUCGCUCUACAGGCCAUGCGAAAAGGCGCAUCUUUCGACAGAGUACGGCAUCCUGGGCGAGUUAGACCCGGAGCUAUUAGGCCCGAGGCUGACAACGCCGAGUGCGGCCAUCAUUGCAGUACUCAGGCGGCCUAUGAAGACAGUAGCCGUCGUGGAGAUGUGCUGCCAAUUUCUGAACAUGUGGUCGGCAUCGGCAGAGUAG
Messenger RNA from Diaporthe citri, 318 nucleotides. RefSeq lists its product as uncharacterized. Lineage: Eukaryota; Fungi; Ascomycota; Sordariomycetes; Diaporthales; Diaporthaceae. The record is from RefSeq and is a predicted model, not a curated record. The transcript has a single exon. The coding region runs from base 1 to 318 and encodes 105 amino acids.